This is a messenger RNA of Gongylonema pulchrum, 594 nucleotides long. The record is from the annotation of a GenBank genome assembly. NCBI's taxonomy places the organism in Eukaryota, Metazoa, Nematoda, Chromadorea, Rhabditida, Gongylonematidae.
AUGGAGAGCGACGAGGAAAACCCAGAAAUCGAAAGUGCUGCUCGAAUUGUUGAUCAACAAACUGUCCGGUACCUUCGGGAUUAUGCCGAAAAAUGCAUUGAACUCGGUAUUCCAAUACCUUUUGCAGCUGCAAUGACGAGAAGGGCUUCGAGAAUUUCGAAGAAAUUGGCUGUAGAGGGGCUGAAAAAAGUGCCAAAAUGUUAUCGAUGCUCGCUGAGACUGAAUUCGAUGGACACUGUGUCGUUCAGGCUUUCAAAAACACAACGAAGGAAGAAACUGAGAAAAAAGAAAUCGAAAUGGCGAAAACGCCCUAUUCAACUGAUAGCCGUUUGUAAAGGAUGUGGAAUCGAGAUGAAAUGUGGUACUCUGGCGUGCACUGGCAGUGGCAGUGGCGGAGAUACACAAAAAAUGCUGGAUGCAAGUUAUCCGGAAAAAAGUUGUCAUCGUCCGGCCGUCGACGAAAACGUACGUCGAAAUUGCAACGGUUGCUGGCUACUGAAACGUUGCUGUCGCGAUCUGCAAAUGAAAGCAGUUUACAAAAUUUUCUGGAUACUUUCAAGAUUAAUUCGUGAUAAUUUCGUUGUUUGUACAUAG